UAUACUUUCACGUACUUCGUUCAUGUUGUUUUCGAAUCGGUGUCCAAAAUGUCUGUGCAUUUCCUUGCCUUCUUGUCCAUUCUUGCGUUUUCAUCAGGAGGUGUUCUGGCAACAUGUGGAUACAAGGGCUGCCCAGCAACAGUUCCUGGCAUGCUGAACGUUCAUCUUGUGCCUCACACACACGAUGACGUUGGCUGGCUCAAGACUGUAGACCAGUACUAUUAUGGCGACAAGAACAAAAUUCAGAAUGCCGGGGUACAGUACAUCCUCGACACAGUCAUUGCAGAGUUGGUUGAAGAUCCCGCUAAACGCUUCAUCUACGUGGAAAUUGCGUUCUUCUCACGGUGGUGGAAUGAGCAGACCGACAAAACGAAAGCUUUAGUCAAACAACUCGUCAAUGAAGGUCGUUUGGAGUUUGUCAACGGCGGUUGGUGCAUGAAUGACGAAGCGUCCACUCACUACAAUGCCAUCAUUGAUCAGAUGACAGUUGGCUUGCGCUUCCUGAAGGAAAACUUUGGGGAUUGCGGCAAGCCUCUGACGGCCUGGCAGAUUGAUCCUUUCGGUCACUCCAGGGAAUAUGCCUCACUGGUGGCUCAGAUGGGAUUUGAUAGCUUGUACUUUGCACGUCUAGACUACCUCGACAAGGCCGAACGAAUCAAGACGCACACCAUGGAGAGAGUCUGGCAUGCUUCCCCUAGCCUCGGAAAGACGGCAGACUUGUUCUUUGGAGCUCUGUACUAUCACUACGGACCACCUCCAGGGUUCUGCUAUGAUGUCUACUGUGCUGACCCCCCGAUCAUGGAUGACCCAAAUUUAUUUGACUACAACGUCGACGAGAGAGUCGCUGAAUUUGUCAGACUUGCCCAGGGACAGAAUGAUGUGUACGGCACCAACCACAUCAUGUUCACCAUGGGAUCUGACUUCCAGUACAGUAACGCUCCCAUGUGGUACAAAAACCUGGACAAACUCAUCAAAUAUGUCAACGCAAAGCAAAAUGAAACUAAGGUUCAUGCACUGUACUCCACCCCGUCCUGCUACACGUACAACUUGAAUAAAGUGCCCAAGAGAUGGUCCAUCAAAAACGAUGAUUUCUUCCCGUAUGCUGACGAACCUCACGCCUUCUGGACCGGUUAUUUCACCAGCAGACCUGGGCUCAAGGGAUAUGUCCGAGAGACGAACAACUUUCUUCAGGUUUGCAAACAGUUGGAGGUGUGGGGCUCAUUUCUACCCAACUUGAAGCUUCAAACAAAUUCUAACAUUCUAAGAAAGUUUAUGGGUGUGGCUCAACAUCAUGACGCUGUAUCGGGAACGGAGAAACAGAAUGUGUCUGAUGAUUACGCUGAGAGACUGUCCAUAGGGAGAGCUGAAUGCAAGGAACUUGUCAGUGAUGUGCUUGGAAAACUUGUGCAGAAGAAUAGUUCUGUGCCAUCGCCGCAGUUUGUGUUCUGUGACUAUCUGAACAUCAGUGUGUGUCCUCUUACUGUGAACAAUAAACAGUUCACCAUAACGGCUUAUAAUCCAAUUGCACGUCAAGUCACAACUGUGGUCCGGAUACCAGUGACAAGCAACUACAGUAUUACUGGUCCUUCUGGGAAACCAGUUACCACACAGCUGCAAGACGUGUCUGAGGGUACGAAGCAAGUACGUCGUAAUCGAGGCAGCGCACCCAAGGAGCUGCUGUUUCAAGUCACAUUACCCCCUCUUGGGUUUCAGACCUACAUUGCUGAGGCCUCCCAGGGAGGCGUGAAAGCACGCCGACAUUCCCAAAGCCAGACUGAAGCAUUCAAACCUAACGCAGACACAACCAUUGAAAACCAGUUCCUGAGUCUGACGUUUGACGGCUCCACAGGCCUUCUGAAGUCUAUGACAGACAAGAAAUCGCAGAAAUCCACGUCUGUCCGACAGUCCUUCUACUGGUACACCAGCAGUAUGGGUGAUUUGAAGAGUUCCCAGAAGUCUGGUGCUUAUAUUUUCAGGCCGCUGAUACAGACACCUACGGACCUGUUCAACGGGACAUCCGUUGGCUUGACUGUCAUAAAGGGGCCGGUUGCCACGGAAGUUCGUCAGCAGUUCCAGCCAUGGUUGAGUCAGGUUAUCAGACUUUACAACAACAGAGAGUUUGCUGAGUUUGAGUGGACAGUUGGCCCUAUUCCAAUUAAAGAUCGUGUAGGGAAGGAGAUUAUCACCCGAUUCGACACAGAUCUACAGACCAACAGUACCUUCUACACGGAUGCCAAUGGCAGGCAAAUCCUGCAGAGAAUCCGGGAUCAUCGAUUUGAUUGGCAGUACAACAACACAGAGCCAGUGUCUGGGAACUACUACCCCAUCAACAGCCGGGCAUUUAUCACGGACGACAAGAUGCAGAUGACGGUAAUGACCGACAGGUCUCAAGGAGGUAGUAGUAUGAAAGAUGGUUCCCUGGAAAUCAUGAUUCACCGACGCACCCUGGGGGAUGACCAUCGCGGAGUUGGUGAGCCUCUGAAUGAGACCGGUCAGUUUGGGGAUGGUCUUAUCGUCCGCGGCCAACAUUUCGUCCUUUUUACCUCCGUUGACAAAGCUGCUGCAGCACACAGGCUGCUCGGAGAGGAACUGUAUAUGGCGCCCUCGCUGUCGUUCUCGCAGUGGGUGCCAGACUGGGCUACCAAAUUCAAUACAAUGAAAUCUAUGGUGUCACGUUCGCUGCCGUCCAACGUUCAUCUGCUGACGUUAGAAAGCUGGACGAACGGCAACAUACUGAUCCGAGCUGAAAACCAGUUUGCCAUUGACGAAGAUCCUGUGCUAUCCCAAAAAGUCAAAUUCCAACUGAAGGGUUUAUUUGAGCCGUUUGUUAUCACCAAUCUUGAAGAGAUGACACUAUCAGCCAAUGAGCCACUAGCUGAUGAGAAACGCUUGCAGUGGAACGUCACAGAUAGCCCCUCCCCUACACCUCCAGCUGUCAAGCCGGUACCCGUGCCACCUUCUACGCUGACUGUCUCCCUCAAUCCUAUGGAGAUAAGGACCUUCAUCGCCACUGUAAAACAAGCCAAAAAUUAACAAAAACCCAAUCGGAGGAUAUUGCGGAGUAAUACUUUGACCUAUAUAUUUACUAAUAUGAGAACAAAUGGUACAUUACAUAGCUUCACUAGGUGACCUUCUUGUGUUUCUGUUUGUUCUGCCCGAAAGCCUGUACACAUAUACUGUUUUCUUGAGGCGAAGCUGAGAGAAAGUAGAAUGGUCCAUGGACAAUACAGUUUGGGACUCCUUGAUCAUGUUGAUUUGUCAUUGUCUUACCCGCGGGGUCUCAGACCAAGAUGGCUGAAGUUUUUUUUCUUUUAAUUCACAUGCCAAUGCAUGUAUGGCUGCAUCCGAAUCAACUGUCUAGAGCUAGGUCUAGGUCCACGCCCAUUGAAAAUGUGCGGGGACGUGCUGACAAUAGACGUAGCCGUAGCUCUGGAAGCCCGUUUCAGACACGGUCUUUGUUUAUCCUUGAUGAAGUAUAAUCUGUUUAUUACUGAAGGCAACUUACAAAGUAAUUUUUUGUUGUGUGACUAAUGUGCUGCUGACUCGAUGGUCUGGAGCAUCAACUUCCAGAUCUGUGGGUUUAAGUCCAGCCUGCGUGUGU
This is a messenger RNA of Patiria miniata (bat star), 3601 nucleotides long. RefSeq names its product lysosomal alpha-mannosidase-like. Gene Ontology annotation, cellular component: lysosome. Gene Ontology annotation, biological process: mannose metabolic process. The transcript has 23 exons. Gene Ontology annotation, molecular function: alpha-mannosidase activity; carbohydrate binding. The record is from RefSeq and is a predicted model, not a curated record. Lineage: Eukaryota; Metazoa; Echinodermata; Asteroidea; Valvatida; Asterinidae. The coding region runs from base 49 to 3033 and encodes 994 amino acids.